Messenger RNA from Peromyscus eremicus (cactus mouse), 2064 nucleotides. RefSeq names its product RNA binding motif protein X-linked (gene Rbmx). Gene Ontology annotation, molecular function: RNA binding. Gene Ontology annotation, cellular component: spliceosomal complex. Gene Ontology annotation, biological process: positive regulation of mRNA splicing, via spliceosome. The record is from RefSeq and is a predicted model, not a curated record. The coding region runs from base 181 to 1356 and encodes 391 amino acids. Lineage: Eukaryota; Metazoa; Chordata; Mammalia; Rodentia; Cricetidae. The transcript is spliced from 9 exons.
GGGUAGUAUAAAGAUUGCUGUCUCCUUUGUUCGCCCUCGUUGCGCAGUAUUCCUAGCGUCAUUUCGUUCCGUUUCAAGAAUCCGGCAGCUGUCACUGAAGCGGUGAAGGUCCUGUCAACGAGCUCACAGGAGCUUGAGACCGUCGCAGUCCCCUCGGACUCCCAUCGGUUGGAAGAAAAAAUGGUUGAAGCAGAUCGCCCAGGAAAGCUCUUUAUUGGUGGGCUCAAUACAGAGACAAAUGAGAAAGCCCUUGAAGCAGUAUUUGGCAAAUAUGGACGAAUAGUGGAAGUGCUUUUGAUGAAGGACCGAGAAACCAACAAGUCCAGAGGAUUUGCUUUUGUCACUUUCGAAAGCCCAGCAGAUGCAAAGGAUGCUGCCAGAGAUAUGAAUGGAAAGUCCCUAGAUGGAAAAGCCAUCAAGGUGGAGCAAGCCACCAAACCAUCAUUUGAAACUAGCAGACGUGGACUACCUCCACCUCCAAGAAGCAGAGGUCCUCCCAGAGGCCUUCGAGGAGGAAGAGGAGGAAGUGGAGGGACUAGAGGACCACCCUCACGUGGAGGACACAUGGAUGAUGGUGGCUAUUCCAUGAAUUUUACCAUGAGUUCUUCGAGGGGACCUCUUCCAGUAAAAAGAGGACCACCACCACGAAGUGGGGGUCCUCCUCCUAAAAGAUCAGCACCUUCAGGACCAGUUCGUAGCAGCAGUGGAAUGGCGGGAAGAGCCCCUGUGUCACGUGGAAGAGAUAGUUAUGGAGGCCCACCACGAAGGGAGCCCCUUCCCUCUCGCAGAGAUGUUUAUUUGUCCCCGAGAGAUGAUGGAUAUUCCACUAAAGACAGCUAUUCAAGCAGAGACUACCCAAGUUCUCGAGAUACCCGUGAUUAUGCACCACCGCCAAGAGAUUAUCCUUACCGUGAUUAUGGUCAUUCCAGUUCACGUGACGACUACCCAUCAAGAGGCUAUAGUGAUAGAGAUGGAUAUGGUCGGGAUCGUGACUAUUCAGAUCAUCCAAGUGGAGGUUCCUACAGAGAUUCAUAUGAGAGUUAUGGUAACUCACGUAGUGCUCCACCUACACGAGGGCCCCCGCCAUCUUAUGGUGGAAGCAGUCGCUAUGAUGAUUACAGCAGCUCACGUGACGGAUAUGGUGGAAGUCGAGACAGUUACUCAAGCAGCCGAAGUGAUCUCUACUCAAGUGGUCGUGAUCGCGUUGGCAGACAAGAACGAGGGCUUCCCCCUUCUAUGGAAAGGGGGUACCCUCCUCCACGUGAUUCCUACAGCAGUUCAAGCCGCGGAGCACCAAGAGGUGGUGGCCGUGGAGGAAGCCGAUCUGAUAGAGGGGGAGGCAGAAGCAGAUACUAGAAACAAACAAAACUUUUGGACCAAAAAAAAUCCCCAUUCAAAGAAACAAACAAAAAUGGAAACUUUCUGUCAUAAACUUCCCAAGGACUACUAAAAGGAAAAAUUGUGUUACCUUUUUAAAAUUUCCUGUUCCCCUUAAUAAUUUUUAUGUUCUUGUGAGGGAAAAAGUAAGACGUGUUUAAUUUUAUUUGAUAUUAUGAGUUGCUUUCAACAAGCAAAUGUUAAAUGUGUAAGCCUUGACUUGUACUAGUGUUGUAAUUUUCCAAGUAAAAAUGUCCCUGAAGGCCAUUUCCUGAUUUUUCCCAGUUAAUGAGGAAAGCAAUCCUAAGAUCUUCCACAAACAUUAAGCCAUCUAUAUGUCCUGUGGUCUCCACUGAGCGAUGAAUCGCCCUGCCUGUGCUAUUAGAGAGGGUUGGUUGGGUGUUGCUGCUCUUAGGAUUUCAUGAUUUCAGGGUGUCUUCCAAGUGAAACCUCAAUGCUCACAGUAUAAAAAAAAACCUGAGAUCAGAUUCCUAGGAAUGUGCUGUUUACCCAGAAACCCCAAAAAGCAAAUGGAUGCAGGCCGUAUUUUGCUUUUCUGACAUUUCCUUGGGAAUCUACAAGGACCUCCCUUUUCCCCUCCCUUAGUAAGACCAUUUAAGUGUGUGUUAAACAACUACAGAAUACUAAAUAAAAAGUUUGGCCAAAACCAACCAUGAAGCUGCAAAA